Molecule: messenger RNA, 2160 nt
Organism: Phytophthora sojae
Lineage: Eukaryota; Oomycota; Peronosporomycetes; Peronosporales; Peronosporaceae
Exons: 7
Coding region: 1-2160 (719 amino acids)
Biological process (GO): actin filament polymerization; exocytosis
Cellular component (GO): WASH complex
Source: RefSeq, a predicted model, not a curated record
AUGUCUUUAGCGAACACUCUCGGAGCUGCAACCUCUACUACACCUGCACCGCCUAAAUUGGAUACGAAAUCUGCGUUGCUCAGUGAGCUCAAAACUGCGAGAAAAUCUACCGAGACGUCCGCUGCAAGUAGUGGAGAGAGCAAGUACACGCUGAUGUUGAAGCGCGGUGUGCCAUUUGAAGCUGUUCAGAAUUGCAUGAGGAAGGACGGUGUUGAUCCCUCAACCUUGAAGCCCCUCCCUCCAGUCGAUAAAGCCCCGGCGGACGAUGGUGAUGCGGGCGAAGUGGCUGAUGCUCAGAAAAAAAUGCUGAAGGAUAUGGAAGAGUACAGCAGCUAUUUCCGAAUGCUGCGGAUGGGAUGCCCGAAGGAGGCAGUGAAAAAAGUUAAUGAUGGACGGGAUCGAUCCAAUAAUCCUGACUUGGGGCCGGAGGCCGUCUACGACGAGGUGAAGGACCGCAUUGCCGCUACGCAGAGUGUGUCGAAGCUUCAGGACGACAUUAAAUGUGUGAACUCGUCGACCAGUAACAGCGAGAAAGAUGCAGCGUCGGAAGUUCUACUGAAAGAUCAUGAAGUUUACGCGAAGUACUUCAAGAUGUUGAAGAUGGGGCUACCCGAGGGUACUGUGAGGCAAAAGAUGAAGGCUGAUGGCAUGGAUGACCGGGCUUUGGAGCUUGGUGGUGGUGCAAUGGUGUCGCAGCUGGCAGGGGCAUCUGGUGGAAACGGUGUCAAACCCCAGGACAAUCCAACGUACGCCAAGUACUUUAAGAUGCUCAAGACGGGGCUGCCGGAAGGAGCGGUUCGCCAGAAGAUGAAGACUGAAGGUGUAGAUGAGCGUGCUCUUGAUUUGGGUGGAGAUGCGUUUGUGUCAGAGUUAAUCUCUUCGAAUAACGAUGUCAAGCUUCAAGAUGAUCCUGUGUACUCCAAGUACUUUAAGAUGCUGAAAAUGGGGCUUCCUGAGGGCGCAGUCAAGCAGAAAAUGGUGAAGGAGAAUGCUGAUGUGCGUGCUCUGGACCUCGGACCGGACGCCACUCCAAAGCGUCCACGCAAGAAGCUGCACUGGCAGCCCAUUUCGGAGGACCGGCUGAGCAAUCUCACCCAGCAGACAAUUCGGGAAGACGAAGAUGACGACGUUGACUUUGAUAUGGAUAUGGACGAGCUGGAGGCGCUUUUCUUCGCGAACCAAAACCCGGGUUAUGGCAAGAAGAACUCGUCCCGUGGUCAGAGUAAGGCUCUGAAGCGGAAACGGUCCGUGACUCUUAUCGACGGGAAACGUGCAAUGAACGCUGCGAUUUCGUUGGCGCGGGUCAAACUUUCUUACACUGAGAUUGCCCAAGCUGUGAUCAAGUUUGACCCGAACGGUCUGACGCUUGAGCAGCUUGUGGGGAUAAUUGAGUUCCUGCCCACGUCUGAGGAAGCAGCUUUGGUGUCCGGUGCGGAGCUAUCGGCCUCGCUGUCCCAUCUGCUAAAAGCAGGCGAGGAGCUGGGCAAUACCCUGAACGGCAGGGGCGAAGACAACGGGAUCAAGGGAUUCACGGUGGACUCGUUGCUGCGAUUGGGACACACAAAGGCGGUGAACCAGAAGACGACGGUGCUGCACUACCUCGUCCGGCUUGUGAAGAAAAAUCAUCCAGCGCGCGAAUCCUUCGACACCUUCGAUGAAGAGUACAAGAAGCUGGAGAAGGGGCUCACAAGUCUCAAUAACGAGCUGGUACUUCUGGAAAAGCAGCAAGCGGUCGAAAGCCUGGGGCUGGAAGUCACGAUCAAGUCGAUGCAGACUGCCGCCUCCGACAUCGAAGCACAGAUGGAGGCCCUCAAAGAAGGGAUCGACCGGGCACAAGAAGAGGUAUCAAGCGUGCUCGACUACUUUGGAGAAGACCCGAAGCGAAACCCGACAGAGUUCUUCACAACGCUGAUGUUCCAACGCGCACGCAAUGAAGUCGAUGCUGCGGACGAAGCUGCGCAGCGAGCAGCGCUUGAAGAUGCGGCGAUCGAACAGCAUGAGGCCCCAGCCGAAGCCGAGCAACGGAACGACGUUGAAGGUGGUGUCACGUCCGAUUCUAGAGCGAUCACAGACCGAACGCGCGCUCGACACACGGCAUUCCGACGAAAACUUAUGGAUGGAGAGGCCAGCUUACUGUUGUGUUGGUCAUAUUAUACGUAA